AUGUUAUACUUUCUUGCAGACAUUGAUCUGUAUAGUGAUUGGAAGACUCCUCAGUCAAAUCGAUUCUCCGAACUGACUGAAGACGAGGUGUUGGUGUUAUUCUAUUUUCUGUGUUCUGACUCCGGUCCUCCUGACUUAUUUGACACAGAGUGGCUGGAUUUAAUUAAUGAAAUAAGACAGAGUGUAUUCAAAAUACGUCUUCCUUUAACAUAUGAAGAAGCAAAACAGAAUGUGGAUCGCAUGUCGUUUCUUUUAGAGUGGAAAGAAAGGAAAGGCCUAACUAUUGAGACAAGGAAUGAUAUCAUGUAUCAAAUAUUGCAUUAUGUCCAUACUCCUGAUGCCAUGUUUUAUUUAUUUAGUUUCAUUACAUCACAGAAAUACCUGAGAUCACUGAGAUACAAAAAAACUCCCGGAGAAACGUGUAUCAUUGGUAAAAGGUCUUACUGUGAUUCCCUAUUGAUCCAGCGUCUACAGUUGAACAUACUGAAUCAUGAUACAAUGGGGGACACAGAGAUCUUUAAAGAAAUAUCCCAGAGCUUGAUGGUGCCUAUGGAUAUCAUACGAGGAACAGAAAAUAAAAGGAGAGAAUUCGUGGAGAAUUUAAAACAGACAGGAAACAUUAUAUAUAACGAAAAAACGAAUUUCAAAGAUCAACAAGUGAAAUGGCUGUGGAGAUACCAAUCGGACGCUAGACCUGACAUCGUUAGAUCCUGUAUAGGCCUUUAUCCUCAUAGUGAUAUCUACGUUAUAGACAACAUGGCUUAUAGAAAAUCAAUUCAACAUCACGAAUACAAAUGGGAUACCAGGUGUCUGUUGUAUUGUUUACUUCUGGUUGACGAGUAUACACUACAUAUCAAUGAAGGUGCACAUAGAGUGACGCUAAACAGGCUAAGAGAAAGAUACUUUAACGAAUAUGUCAAGUCUAAUGUCAUAAUUAGUACUAAAGACAUCCCUGUUGGAAUCAUACAUAAAGUGGACAAUAAGAUAACCUUUGCAUCAGAUUCAAUCCGACAUGACGUCAUGUACGCCUUUGUUACGGAGUGUUUGUUUGACAACAGUGAUCUGGAGUUUUUCCUGACCACAGCGUCACGUGACGUGAUAUCAGAAUACUGUCGGUCCUGGAAGUAUGAGAGGAGUGAGGGAGAGAGAUGUCUUUUUGUACCCAGCAUACCAGAUAAUAUGUACAACCUCUUCAUAGACAAACUACAGCUUGACAUCAUCACACACUGUACCGUGUCUGACCAAGAUAUCCAUGGCAGGAUUAAUAAACACUUUGGUGUACCUAGUGAAGUAUUGCAAUGGGACCGGGAGGCAAGAGAGCGAUACGUAGGGUACAUAAAGAGAGGAACACAGACAGUCCACCAUGCCCGGGGGAUGAUCGUAGGAUGUGCUGGGGCGGGCAAAACCACGCUACUUCAACGUUUACUAAAUCCAGAAGAAAAGGAGGUACCGAAAGUGAGAACAACAGUAGGCCUAGAAGUGCAUGAGGAAAUAUUCGAAAUUUGUGAUGGAAAAUUGAAAGUUAAAUCAAGCACAGACAAGCAUAUUUCCGAAAACAAGAAGAGGCCGGAAGAUUCAAAUCAUUCUUUGGAGGAGGAAAUAACCAAAACAGUCAGUUUUUUUGACUUUGGGGGACAAUGUGCAUACUACGCCUGUCACCAGAUAUACCUGACCAGGAGAGCUUUCUACAUACUGGUAGUAGAUGCCUCCAAAGAUCUAUACAAAGAAGUGGAUAGGAAUGCAUGCGACCAGGGUGAUACUGUUUUCAAUGGUUGGACAUACAAAGAUUACUUUGAAUUCUGGUUGAAGUCGAUUCACACGUACUGUUCGCAGCCAACUGAAAAAGAUAAAAAUAUUGAUGUAAUUAUAGUUGUGACGCAUUGGGAAAGGCGAGUUGACCAGGACACAAAGGCCUUCGGUAGAAUUUUACGCAACACAUUGUCGCCUCAUUCAAAUCUGGGACAGUAUAUCGGAGCAAACUCUUUGUUCUAUGCACAGUUUCCGUUGGAACCUUUGGCGGAACUUGAAAACUUCAUUGUAGACCUUGCUUUGUCAAGAAAAUGGAGUGAAAAAAUACCACACGAAUGGGAGUUUUUGAAUCAAGAGAUAGAGGAAAAUAGAAAGAUCAAGCGUAUCUUGCCUUUUCCUGAGGUGUGCAAACGAAUGCCAGUUAAUGAAACUGAAAAAAAUGAGAGCACGAAGGACAUGUUGCGAUAUUAUCACGACGCUGGAAAAGUUCUUUACUUUAAUGAAGAAGGUCUGCGAGAGACAGUUAUAAUUGAUGUCCAAUGGUUUGUCGAUGCAUUUAAAAACAUCAUAACAGAUGCAAAUCACACACAAGGGAUAAAUAUUGUUAAACAUAUCUGGGAUGAAUACUACAGCACAGGAAACUUACAAGCAGAACUUUUAAGCAGAAUUUGGGAAAACGAAGAUGAAAAAUUGAUGAAAUCCUUGAGAAAGGAGAACGCAUCAUUUGAAAAGAAUGAUCCUCGUUUUCUCAUGUAUCACAGAGAGGCUCUGCUAUCAUAUAUGCAGAGGCUUGGUUUGAUAGCAAUUGGCGAUACCUGCCAUUACGUGCCUUGCAUGAACAAAAAACCGUUUGCUGAGCAACAGAUGGCUAUCAUCAAGGAAGCACCUAUGACGUCCUCUGUUUUAGUGUUCUUGUUCGAUUUUUUACCUUUCUUUCUUUUCUAUCGGCUUGUCGUCAAAAUUAUGGUCGAUGGAAUCUUUCAAGUUCUAAAAAACAACGAUAUUAGUUGUUUGUAUAAAAAUGCAGCCUUGUUUAGUUACAAAAAUCACAAUAUUGCUGUAGCAGUGACAUCAACCUCGAUUCAGCUGCAAGUUUAUCAGCCCAAGCCAAGGCUCAAAUUAAAGAAGAAAGUCGCCUUGUUUAUUAGAAAAAGCAUUGAGCAGGCGAUGAAAGAAAUAACCACAACUUUUCACAAACACCUAUCAUUUAGACUGGGAUAUAUCUGUAACGAAGCGGAAAACCAAAUACUGGGUAAAGAGAUAACACAUAACUUCCUUGAUGAAACAAAACUGACAAAAAGGAAAAAGAUGACGUGUCCUAAUCAUCAAAUGGAAAAUUGCCACACGAUCAAUCCUGAAUAUCUGCAAGGUUUCUGGAAGUUACACCUCCGGUCAUUUGUUUUCAAGCGCAGUACAGGGGCACAUUCUACAGUAACCCUUCGUGGUACUGUAGGUAAGACAUAG
This is a messenger RNA of Saccostrea cuccullata (small rock oyster), 3213 nucleotides long. RefSeq lists its product as uncharacterized. The record is from RefSeq and is a predicted model, not a curated record. NCBI's taxonomy places the organism in Eukaryota, Metazoa, Mollusca, Bivalvia, Ostreida, Ostreidae. The transcript is spliced from 8 exons. The coding region runs from base 1 to 3213 and encodes 1070 amino acids.